Telopea speciosissima is the source of this 1095-nucleotide messenger RNA. RefSeq lists its product as uncharacterized. The transcript has 7 exons. Gene Ontology annotation, molecular function: transcription coactivator activity. The record is from RefSeq and is a predicted model, not a curated record. Gene Ontology annotation, cellular component: nucleus. Lineage: Eukaryota; Viridiplantae; Streptophyta; Magnoliopsida; Proteales; Proteaceae. Bases 29 to 970 code for a protein of 313 amino acids. Gene Ontology annotation, biological process: positive regulation of DNA-templated transcription.
AAAAAAAAGAUUUGCUUCUCCAGAGAACAUGAGGGGUGGUACGCAUGGCAAAUACAGAAACCCUUGCCUGACAAUGCAUCAACCUUGGGCUUCGCUUCUCGUUCACGGCAUCAAGCGCAUCGAAGGAAGAUCAUGGCCUGCUCCCAUCAGAGGCCGACUUUGGAUUCAUGCUGCUAGUAAGGUUCCUGAACCAGCUACCAUUAAGGCAAUGGAGGACUUCUACAGAGAAAUCUAUGCAGUGAAUGGUAUUACAGACCUCAAAUUUCCUGAGCAUUAUCCAGUUUCAAGACUUUUAGGUUGUGUUGAAGUAGUUGGGUGUGUCAAAUGUGAAGAGCUGGUGAGCUGGGAGCAACUUCCUGAAGGGGUGAGGUUGGAAGGGCAAACAGAUUUCUGUUGGCUGUGUGAACAGCCACAGAAAUUGGUAGUUCCAUUUGAGAUGCGAGGUUUUCAAGGAGUUUAUAACCUGGAAAAGAAGAUAUAUGAGGCAGCAGUUAGAGGCCUUCGUCCAGUUGAUGGUCCACUGCCUGUAAAGUUCCCACUUCCAGAUCCGCGGGAUCCUUUUUCAUUGAAGCCAGGAUCACUUACUGCAUCCUUUGUUGGUUCAAAAGCAACUGUGGAUAAAACACCAAGUCUCACUGCAGCCAUAGCUGGUGCACGAGCAGCAGCUACACAGUUUUCAAAGAAGGAGAAUAAGUACGAAGCUUCUAUGGUCCAGAAAGAAGAUGCAUCAGAAUGCACAAUAACAAGUCAGUCAGAGGAUAAGAUUAUAGAAGAGGGUAGAAGUGUAUCUGGAGAUGAAAUAUCUAAUGAGGAAUCAUCUGCAAACACUUACAAAAAACGGAUUAGAAACAUGGAUUAUAAAGGAAAUAGCAGCAACCAAAGUAAUGGUACUAUCAGAGAUUCGAACCAACAUUCCAUAGCUGCUUCUAAGAUUUUCUCGACAGCAAUUAGGGGCAUUAAGCCAGCAUAAGUAUGAAUGUGUGAUAACAAUCAAUGGGUUCAUAUAUUGUUAUCGAUUAUUGGGGAUGAAUUGCUUCAAGUCCAUUGUUUGAAUGGGACCUUGUUCCUUAGCAUUGCACAUGGAGAUCAGGUGAA